Molecule: messenger RNA, 1141 nt
Organism: Fukomys damarensis (Damara mole-rat)
Lineage: Eukaryota; Metazoa; Chordata; Mammalia; Rodentia; Bathyergidae
Gene: Chst7
Product: carbohydrate sulfotransferase 7
Exons: 2
Biological process (GO): N-acetylglucosamine metabolic process
Molecular function (GO): chondroitin 6-sulfotransferase activity; N-acetylglucosamine 6-O-sulfotransferase activity
Source: RefSeq, a predicted model, not a curated record
CGGGGUAUUUUUUUUUUUUAUCUUAGUUGAGUUCUUAGUAAAAUAACUCAGCAACACUCACUAUCUAGGGCUGACGGGGGCGCUGGAUGCAGACUCCGGCGAGUGGUUAUCUUCCUAGGACAGAAAGGGCCAGGCAGAAGACCUAAAAUAGAGGGGGCAGUGGAGUUCUAUGGGAAGGUUCUGUACACACAAGCCCCUUCCUUGUCUGAAAUCAAUUCAUGAAGAUUUAACUUCAUUACAGAGGGGAUGGGAAAAGGUGGGGUCUAGCUCGGUGUUCCCAGCCUGCGGCAGGCCCGCCCAGAUCUGGCCGAGCAAUGGGCGAACUGGGAGGAUAGACAGGAGCGGCGGAGAAACACUGCUAAAGGCGGGGCGGGCGGCUGCCAAGCCGGCCAAUAGGCGGCCCUCUAGAGGCUAAACCUAAAGGGUAGGGGCACCGUCAUUACUAGCAACACUGCCUUCCCAAGUUUCCCCUAGUGGAGCCAAGGACCGGGCAGCUCCGCUCCUCUCGGCGCGGAAGGGCCCAGAGAGGCAGGACGAGCGGAGUCGGGACGGGAUUUCUGAGCAAAAGGAAAGAACAGGCGCCCGGCCAGCUCUGGAGGGUCCGUGAAAGAUGAAGGGCUGGCGGCGGCGGCGCCGAGAGUACUGUAAGUUCGCGCUGCUGCUGGUGCUGUACACACUGAUGUUGCUGCUUGUCCCCUCAGUACUGGACGGCGGUCGCGACCAGGACAAGGGUGUUGGACACUGCCCCGGCCUGCAGCGCAGCCUGGGAGUGUGGAGCCUGGAGGCGGCGGCGGCGGGCGAACCUCGCGAGAAGCAACACAUCUACGUGCAUGCCACCUGGCGCACGGGCUCGUCCUUCCUGGGUGAGCUCUUUAACCAGCACCCAGACGUUUUCUAUUUGUACGAGCCCAUGUGGCAUCUAUGGCAGGCACUGUAUCCGGGCGACGCCGAGAGCCUGCAGGGCGCUCUGCGAGAUAUGCUGCGUUCUCUCUUCCGCUGCGACUUCUCGGUGCUGGGGUUGUACGCGCCGCCAGGAGACCCCGCCACGCGAGCCCCGGACGCGGCCAAUCUCACCACGGCCGCCUUGUUCCGCUGGCGGACCAACAAGGUCAUCUGCUCACCGCCGCUGUGCCCCAGCGCG